GACAAAUUCGUAUAUUUCGUAAUUUUAUGUUAUAAAAUAAUAACAAAGAUCUUAACCUAUAAAGCUACAUUACCAUACACACUCGGUAAGGACUUGGAAAAUCUUUCUGGCGAAGUUAUAUAGCGAUUCUAUUUUUCUUUCAGUUUCGAUAGUUUUGGAAGAUAAUAUUACUUGAUGCAAAUAAGAUAUUAUCAUGGAUGCUGAUCUUUAUGAUGAAUUUGGUAAUUAUAUCGGGCCAGAUUUAGCAUCAGAAAGUGAAGAUGAAGCGGAAUAUGGUAAUGUUGGAGAUGAUGCGGAAGAUAGAGAGCGUUCUGACGAGGAGAUGGAGGAUGAUAAAGAUGAAUCUAGAGAUAACACGGAGCAAGGUUCAUCCACAGCGGUUGUUUUACACGAAGAUAAAAGAUAUUAUCCUAGCGCCUUAGAAGUAUACGGUCCUGAGGUUGAAACUCUUGUACAAGAAGAAGAUGCGCAACCAUUGGACAAACCAUUGAUAGAACCCACUAGAAAACCUAAAUUUCAAAUAAAACAACAACAACUUCCGGAGACAACUUACAGCAUUGAAUUCUUAGCUGACAUGAUGGACGCGCCUCAUUUAAUUAGAAACGUCGUAUUACUUGGACAUUUGCAUCAUGGGAAAACCACUUUGGUGGAUUGCCUGAUACGACAAACUCAUCCUUACAUACACAGUGUAACUGAUGAAAAACCUUUAAGGUAUACAGACACUUUGUUCACGGAGCAACAACGUGGAGUGUCCACAAAAGCGACACCUGUAACUCUACUGCUACAAGAUGUAAAGUCAAAAUCGUAUUUGUUAAAUAUAUUUGAUACUCCGGGUCAUGUGAAUUUUUCGGACGAAGCAACAGCAGCAAUUCGUUUGUCCGAUGGUGCAAUACUUAUCGUGGAUGCAGCAGAGGGUGUAAUGCUUAACACGGAACGUCUAUUAAAACAUGCAUUACAAGAGAAACUAGCAUUGACAGUAUGCAUUAACAAAAUAGAUCGUCUCGUUUUGGAACUGAAGUUACCACCUUUGGACGCGUAUUAUAAAUUACGACAUAUCAUUGAAGAAAUCAAUGGUUUAAUAGCAUUAUAUUCAGAUUCAGAAAAUCCGGCCUUUGUCUCACCAGCGAUUGGAAAUGUCUGUUUCGCCAGUUCCGAAUAUAAUGUCUGUUUUACCCUUAAAUCUUUUGCAGCCCUUUAUGCAAAGAGUUAUCCAACACUUAAUACGAACGAAUUCUCAAAGAGAUUAUGGGGAGAUAUAUACUUCAACUCGAAAACGCGAAAGUUUACGAAAAAACCGCCACAUAAUACGGCACAACGUAGCUUUAUAGAAUUUAUAUUAGAACCACUUUACAAAAUAUUUGCUCAAGUAGUUGGAGAUGUAGAUACGACUUUGCCAGACGUUCUAAGCGAAUUAGGAAUUAGACUGACGUCGGAAGAAAUGAAAAUGAAUAUCAGACCACUUUUGCGUUUGGUGUGUACACGUUUCUUGGGAGAUAUGUGUGGUCUAGUGGAUAUGUGCGUUAUGCACGUUCCUAGUCCUCAAGCACAUGCACCUAUAAAAGUUCAACAUGUAUAUACUGGUCCUAUAGACUCUCCUCUUGCACAAGACAUGGUCAAUUGUGACCCUGAGGGAAGAUUAAUGAUUCAUAGUACGAAAAUGUAUCCAACCGAGGACUGCACGUUGUUCGUCGUUUUGGGAAGAGUAAUGUCGGGUACACUUGAAGCAGGACAACGUGUACGCGUCUUAGGAGAAGCAUAUUCGCGAACGGACGAAGAAGAUUCGCGUGUGCUCACCGUCGGUCGAUUAUGGAUAAGCGAAGCACGUUAUUCGAUCGAAUUGAGUCGUGUACCUGCAGGAAAUUGGGUACUUAUAGAAGGAAUCGACAGACCGAUCGUAAAAACCAGCACCAUCACCGAUCUCAACAAUACGGACGAUCUACACAUUUUCCGACCAUUGAAAUUUAAUACGCAAAGCGUUAUUAAGAUUGCUGUUGAACCAGUCAAUCCGUCGGAACUUCCGAAGAUGUUAGAUGGUUUGAGAAAAGUGAACAAAAGUUAUCCAUUAUUGGGUACGCGCGUAGAGGAAAGUGGAGAACAUGUUGUGUUGGGAACUGGCGAGUUAUAUCUGGACUGUGCCAUGCACGAUCUGCGUCGCAUGUAUUCUGAGAUAGAUAUCAAGGUCGCAGAUCCUGUGGUCGCUUUCGCUGAAACAGUAGUGGAAACCAGUUCUCUCAAAUGCUUUGCCGAAACACCGAACAAAAGAAAUAAAUUGACGAUGAUUGCGGAACCACUCGAGCGAGGUCUUGCGGAAGAUAUUGAAGCUGAACACGUCAAAAUCACUUGGAACAAAAAAAAAUUAGGAGAAUUUUUCCAAACGAAAUACGAUUGGGACUUGUUGGCUGCACGAAGUAUAUGGGCGUUCGGACCAGACGCAACGGGUCCUAACAUUUUGGUGGACGAUACACUACCGUCCGAAGUAGACAAAACGUUGUUGAGCAGUGCUCGCGACGCCAUUAUUCAAGGGUUUCAAUGGGGUACGCGCGAAGGGCCACUUUGCGAGGAACCUAUUCGAAACGUUAAGUUCAAAAUCCUCGAUGCUGUGAUCGCUCAAGAACCAUUACAUAGAGGAGGUGGUCAAAUCAUUCCUACCGCGAGGAGAGUCGCUUAUUCGGCAUUUUUAAUGGCCACGCCGAGAUUAAUGGAGCCAUAUUUCUUCGUUGAAGUUCAAGCACCGGCUGAUUGCGUGUCCGCUGUUUAUACCGUUUUAGCGAAACGUCGAGGUCACGUUACUCAAGAUGCACCUGUUCCAGGAAGUCCUUUAUACACGAUCAAAGCUUUUAUACCGGCUAUCGAUAGUUUUGGUUUCGAGACGGAUCUACGAACGCAUACGCAAGGUCAAGCAUUUUGUUUGUCAGUGUUUCAUCACUGGCAAAUCGUACCUGGAGAUCCUCUUGACAAAACCAUUACCAUUAGACCAUUGGAACCACAACCGGCCACGCAUUUAGCCAGAGAAUUUAUGUUGAAAACGCGUAGACGUAAAGGUUUAUCCGAGGAUGUCUCGAUCAAUAAAUUCUUUGACGAUCCUAUGUUGCUGGAAUUAGCGCGACAAGAUGUAUUAUUAAAUUAUCCUUUAUAAUUUAAGUUUAAUUUAUUUUAAUUUGAUAUUACCUGUAAAAUAUGUGAAUAUUAAAUGAAAUAAAAUUAUUAUCUUUUUAUUACCAA
Molecule: messenger RNA, 3222 nt
Organism: Vespula pensylvanica (western yellowjacket)
Lineage: Eukaryota; Metazoa; Arthropoda; Insecta; Hymenoptera; Vespidae
Product: 116 kDa U5 small nuclear ribonucleoprotein component
Exons: 7
Coding region: 194-3136 (980 amino acids)
Biological process (GO): mRNA splicing, via spliceosome
Cellular component (GO): U2-type catalytic step 2 spliceosome; cytosol; U4/U6 x U5 tri-snRNP complex
Molecular function (GO): translation elongation factor activity; U5 snRNA binding; GTP binding
Source: RefSeq, a predicted model, not a curated record